AUGGGUGGCGAGAAGAGCUGCCGCCACGUGGGGCAGGCCGUGCGUCUGCCCGAAUUCCGUCGCGAGCUCAAGAAGCGCUCGCAGCUGCUCUGUGAGGGUUGCAAUCCACCGUCAACGAGCCGCAUCGAUGCCGCAGCGCUCCAGAGUUGGGACAAAUACGCAGAGGCCACAGACCUGCUCGUGUGCGUGAGCUGCGGCUUCGUGGGCUGCUUCAGCGACGGCCACUUCAGUCUCCACUUACAGGCUCAUCCCAAGCAUUUGGUGGGGCUGCAACUGGCCUCCAAGACCUUCUGGUGUGAGCCUUGCAACAUGGAUAUCCCCAUCAACGUACGUCCUAAAGUAGAGAACGCGCGACAGGAUUUCUGUGACGCUGUGGAGGAAAUUGCAGCCAAGAAGAGAAGACAGCUGCGUAACCAGAUACGCGCUCCACAGACGACGUUAUCGCCUAUUACGACGCCCAAUGGGUCGGCCAAUAACCUGCUGGAUCUAGAGACUCACGCAGACACGCCUCCGAUGCCCAGAGGGGCCUUAACACUCGAGAAAAAGAGUGCAAACGACGCAGAAGGACAUGUUAACGGCAAUGGAGUGGCUUUACUGGAUAUGCCGUUAAGAACCAAGGCCAGAGAGGACAAAAUGCGACGAAGGAUGUUAAAAACAGCCAUGAAAAGAGACCCAAUACAGGACAUCAGUAUCCCCUCAGCAGAUACUGAAGCAUCGGGAGAAUUACCCAAUACGGUGCUGGGUUUUACGAAUUUAGGCAAUACGUGCUAUUUCAACGCGUCGAUGCAGGCGCUGCUGACAGCGACGCACUAUUUCCCGGAACAUACGCACAUUGAGGAGGUGCUGGAGACGAAGAAUACGCCUAUUACGACGACCUUCACGAUGCUGCAUGAAACGGUGAAGAAGCGUGCACGUAAAGCUCUUGCCGGCGAGCCACCAGAUAGACGAGGGAGGAGUAAGAGCGGUCGAUCGCGAUCCGGUUCGUCUUCAUUGUUGACUGUAGCCCCGUUACUCAAGGAGAUGCGCAAUAAGUUCUCACAGUUCCGCGGACAUUAUCAACAGGACGCGCACGAGCUGUUUACUAGCUUUUUAUGGGCGAUUGACGAGGAGAUGGACCCUCCUUUACCUCCAUCUGAAGCUGUUGACGACAGUGUUACGACCAGCAGCUGCAGUACUGCCAACUCGUCGGAAUUGCCUGACGAUGAGGACUCUUCUCGUAAUGGCACGUGGCCUGAAGACGACACGACGGACACUGAACAGACCGAAGACGGAGAGCAGGAAACAGAGGAAGAAGGCAGCGAGAGCGACGUGGAACAGGAAGAAACCAAGCAGAUCUUCGUCAAGACUGAGACUGGAGAGACCAUCUCGAUGCAGGUGCCCAAGAGCGCGACAGUGAAAGAGGUGCAGCAUUUACUGGCCAAGAGACUGAAUCUCAACGAAGAAGAUAUGAUGCUAGACGCUUCUAAAGUGGAAACGCGCGCUACGUUAUCCUCCCGCCCAUCGGCUGUGCUUCACGCUAGAGCGGAGAAGAGAAAAAUGUACUCAAGACUGAAUUUUACGCGUAAUUUAUUCGGCGGCGCACUGACGACUGCGGUGACGUGUCAAGCAUGCGGCAAGCGGACGGAGAUCGUCGAGGACGCCUUCCAUCUCAGUGUAUCUGUGCCCGAUGGACGUCACCGUGAUCUAACGACUACGGACUGUCUGGACGACUUUGUGAGGGAGACCCAGUUGCUCGUAGAAGCGAACAAUGGCUACGACUGCGAGAAAUGUUCUCGUCAGCCCAAAGUACGCAGCGCUGCGGGCAGGUUUAUACGUAAGAAGCGUCUGGGAUCCAACGCUGAGCCCGAGAUGGAGGUGGUUUUACGAGAUGCGUCCAUGCAGCUGUUUGUAUCGGCCUUACCUCGAGUACUUGUGGUGCAUAUCAAGCGUCUGGCACGUUCCAGGAAGAUCACGCAGCAUAUUUCGUUCACUGAGAAGCUGGAUAUGACGCCAUAUGUGAGUGAGACGCUGCGUCAAGGCGGAGGCGAUGCCAAGAACCACUCGCUGUGCUAUGAACUCAUUGCUGUAGUGGUGCAUAUGGGCAACAAGCGGUCAGGACACUACGUGGCGUACGUUAGUCGCUCUCGACGACGUGAAGCGCUGUUACUCGCUCGAGCUCGCAGCCGAUUGGCGUCAGAGGAAGGAGCUGCGGAGGCUACGACGCCUAGGAACAGUGAGGGCCCCUCGCGGACGUGGUACUAUGUCUCGGACACCGUCGUCAAGCGCGUGUCUUUCGAGCAAGUACUGCAGUGUGAAGCCUAUAUGCUCUUCUACCAACGUCGACCCAAGUCGAACAAGACGCCGACAAAUUCUCCUACUGCCGAGACGCAACGAUCGCCGACCGAGACGGCAUUGUAG
Messenger RNA from Phytophthora nicotianae INRA-310, 2397 nucleotides. RefSeq lists its product as hypothetical. Gene Ontology annotation, biological process: protein deubiquitination. Gene Ontology annotation, molecular function: cysteine-type endopeptidase activity; zinc ion binding; cysteine-type deubiquitinase activity. The coding region runs from base 1 to 2397 and encodes 798 amino acids. The record is from RefSeq and is a predicted model, not a curated record. Gene Ontology annotation, cellular component: cytosol; nucleus. Lineage: Eukaryota; Oomycota; Peronosporomycetes; Peronosporales; Peronosporaceae. The transcript has 3 exons.